AUGUCGCAGCGUGCAGUCGGCGCGUCGCCCAAUCGUGCGGCGGCACGCCGUCCCGGGCUGCCGCUUGCCGUGCCUCCGGCGCUCCGCCCAGUCAUCCGCGCCUACGUCCUGGGUUACGCAUCUGCCGUCGCGCCGCGACUGCUGACCCUCGCCGUCCAACAUGUUCUGAAGCUGAGGCGAAAUUCCGCGCAGCUCCUGCCUGCCGAUCCAGAAGAUGAGCCCACGUUCCUGGUUGGCGCUCGACAUAUCCUGCGAUCCGGGUUCGAUCCGCAGCGCUUCCCGACUUUUUGUGCAGUUCUCGUCGCCGGCACAUCUCUGUUACACAAACCCCUAGAUAAGGUCAUUGCCAGUCUGGGCGCAAAGCUGAGCGAAACUUCGCGGUUACGAUUGGCACGAUUCUUAUGCAGUUUCCUCGCUGGCUGGUUCGGUCUGAAGCUCUUACACUCCAAAGGCACGGCUCCUCGCCGCCACUCGACUGCCAGAAGGACCAAGCGAGAAGAAGAAGUACGCUGCAGACAGAUGGCCGGUCGCACUAUAGAUCUUACCCUCUUUGCUGCCACUCGCGCUGCCGACGUUAUUGUCGGCGAGCUCUGGGCGCAGCGCAGGUCUCGACGCCAGCUCGCCAACAAAUGGACCAAAGUCAGCCCCCCCCCCCAAUUCCCCGUCCUCUCUUACUUCCCGCCACAUUCUAACUCAACCACCGCACAGGCCGAAGCUUUUACCCAAUACAUGGCCGACCCGCUCGUCUUCGUCUCGUCGUGUGCCCUCAUCAUGUGGUCCUGGUUUUACUACCCGGACAGCCUGCCCCGUGGCUACCAGAAAUGGAUCACGUCGGCCGCACAGGUCGACACGCGCCUCAUCGAGGCUCUGCGCCGCUUCCACUUUGGCGCUCUCGUCUACGGCCGCGAGACGGGCCAGGCCGGCCUCGUUGGCGACAUGUGCGACGACUACGGCCUGCCCCGGCGCUGGGGCGACCCCGUCACCCAGAUCCCUCUGCCCUGCGAGAUUGUCCACAUGGGCUGUGGCCCCUCGUGCGAGUACCAUGCCCUCAGCCGCUUCGUCCGCUCUUGGAAGUGGUCCAUGUACACGUACCUGCCCCUCGCCCUCGCCCUACAGCUGCGUAAGACGUCCUCCAGCGCACCGGCCGCCCGCCGUGCCCUCCUCCACGCCCUCAGCUCCGCCGCCCGCUCCUCCGCAUUCCUCGCCUGCUACAUCACUCUCUUCUAUUACGGCGUCUGCCUCGCCCGUAGCCGCGUCGGCCCGCUGCUCCUGGGCACCAGCACGCCCACCCGCCAGCUGCUCGAUGCCAAGCUGUGCGUCGGCACCGGCUGCUUCCUCUGCGGCUGGAGCGUGCUCGUCGAGACGGCCGGCCGCCGCAAGGAUAUGGGCCUCUUUGUCGCCCCCCGCGCCCUCGGCACCCUCGUGCCCCGCCAGUACCCCAAGGAGAAGCAGUGGCGCGAGACGCUGGUGUUUGCGGCCAGCACGGCCGUCGUGUUUACAUGCGUACUGGAGAACCCGCGCCGCGUGCGUGGUGUGCUUGGCGGCGUGCUCGGCUACGUCCUCAAGGAGUAA
Beauveria bassiana ARSEF 2860 is the source of this 1572-nucleotide messenger RNA. RefSeq lists its product as uncharacterized. The transcript is spliced from 3 exons. The coding region runs from base 1 to 1572 and encodes 523 amino acids. NCBI's taxonomy places the organism in Eukaryota, Fungi, Ascomycota, Sordariomycetes, Hypocreales, Cordycipitaceae. The record is from RefSeq and is a predicted model, not a curated record.